This is a messenger RNA of Copidosoma floridanum, 684 nucleotides long. RefSeq names its product small VCP interacting protein (gene Svip). Gene Ontology annotation, cellular component: endoplasmic reticulum membrane. Lineage: Eukaryota; Metazoa; Arthropoda; Insecta; Hymenoptera; Encyrtidae. Gene Ontology annotation, biological process: negative regulation of ERAD pathway; positive regulation of autophagy; negative regulation of VCP-NPL4-UFD1 AAA ATPase complex assembly. The record is from RefSeq and is a predicted model, not a curated record.
CUGCGUGUACCUACGGACGCGUUGUGAAGAUAUUUUUCAAUGUAGUGGUAAUUAUAUUGGACAAAUACGUUCUAGUGAAUUGUUAAAAGUUGCCAAUUCAAUAUGUCUUGUGUAGAAAGAUACAACGCACACCUAAGAAUAAUGGUGUGUUAUUGAAUGGUGUUUUAUUGCCGUCAAAGUUUUAAUUGUAUUUGCAUCUAACGUGGCAAAUAUUGUCAUCAAUUAAAAUGGGAAACUGCCUGGAUUGUUGCAAAGGUUCAUCGUAUGAAGACAUAACGCCUGAUCGGGAUACAGUUAGACAACAACAAGUAGAGGCUGCAGAAAAACGUAUGGCAGCUCAAGAAAAGAGAGGCAUAGGCAAUGUUGAUGCUGUCAAGCGACAACAAAAGUUUGUAGAGGAAAGAGACAAGAGAUUGAACGAAGCUGGAAAUACCAGUGGCCAAGCUGGAUUGAAGUGGCAAGUCAGUUAAGUCAAACAAAAUUCUACCAGAUUGCUACAAAUUAUUUCUAGAAGUUUUAAAUCCAGGAACUUGACGUAAUCAGCAAUUGAAUUUCUCGAGUUUUUUAUUGCAAUCAAAUUUUCACGAACAAGUAAGUCUGACACGAGUUAUCACAUAAUAGCUAUUUUGCAAAAAUAAAUGAUUUGAAAUAAUGUCAUCUUUUCUUACUAAGAUUUUUAAAAGA